GGCGGAGCUCGUGCCGCCUUGCAGACACCGCCGCCCCGGAAUUGCCCGUGCCUCUUAGCCAUGGUCAACCCCACCGUGUUCUUUGACAUUGCCGUGGACGGCGAGCCCUUGGGCCGCGUCUCCUUCGAGCUGUUUGCAGACAAAGUUCCCAAGACAGCAGAGAAUUUUCGUGCUCUCAGCACUGGGGAGAAAGGAUUUGGUUACAAAGGUUCCUGCUUUCACAGGAUUAUCCCGGGAUUUAUGUGCCAGGGUGGUGACUUCACACGCCAUAAUGGCACUGGAGGCAAGUCCAUCUACGGGGAGAAGUUUGACGACGAGAAUUUCAUCCUGAAGCACACAGGUCCUGGCAUCCUGUCCAUGGCGAACGCCGGACCCAACACAAACGGUUCCCAGUUUUUCAUCUGCACCGCCAAGACCGAGUGGUUGGAUGGCAAGCACGUGGUGUUUGGCAUGGUGAAGGAAGGCAUGAACAUCGUGCAAGCCAUGGAGCGCUUUGGGUCUCGGAACGGCAAGACCAGCAAGAAAAUCACCAUUGCUGACUGUGGACAAAUCUAAUAAAUUUGACUCGUGUUUUAUCUUAA
Molecule: messenger RNA, 581 nt
Organism: Acinonyx jubatus (cheetah)
Lineage: Eukaryota; Metazoa; Chordata; Mammalia; Carnivora; Felidae
Gene: PPIA
Product: peptidylprolyl isomerase A
Exons: 5
Coding region: 61-555 (164 amino acids)
Biological process (GO): protein peptidyl-prolyl isomerization; protein folding
Molecular function (GO): peptidyl-prolyl cis-trans isomerase activity
Source: RefSeq, a predicted model, not a curated record